Messenger RNA from Ixodes scapularis (black-legged tick), 768 nucleotides. RefSeq names its product zinc finger protein 519-like. Gene Ontology annotation, molecular function: DNA-binding transcription factor activity, RNA polymerase II-specific; RNA polymerase II cis-regulatory region sequence-specific DNA binding. Bases 1 to 768 code for a protein of 255 amino acids. Gene Ontology annotation, biological process: regulation of transcription by RNA polymerase II. The record is from RefSeq and is a predicted model, not a curated record. NCBI's taxonomy places the organism in Eukaryota, Metazoa, Arthropoda, Arachnida, Ixodida, Ixodidae. The transcript has 3 exons.
AUGAAAUGUUUAACUUCCAAUUCUCUAGGACAGGGAGCUGCACUUUUGGGAGAGACCACCUGCCCACUGAAAGUCACCGAGGAUAUCUGGUUUGGAUGCUGUUCCUGCACCUAUGUCACCAGAGAUCAGCGUGGGAUCGUGAGCCACCUGGUUGUCCAUGGCGAUGAACAAUGCAAGUACCUGCAGCAUCCUCCCAUGUCAUCUGCCUCUAGAUCCCAAGUACCCAGCAACAUUCAAAAGCACAAGAGUGAAAAGGUUUUUAAGUGCAAGUUGUGUCCUCAAGUAUUUGCUAAGAAUCGCCAACUGACCUGGCAUAAUCAAACACACACAGGUGAAAAACCAUUCAAGUGCAAGCUGUGUCCUCGAGCCUUUGCUAAGAAUUGCCAACUGACCUGCCAUAAUCAAACACACUGUGGUAAAAAGCCUUUUGAUGGUGAAAAGCGAUUUAAGUGCAAGUGGUGCCCCCAAGCCUUUUCUCGUAAUUUCCAUCUCAUCCACCAUAAUCAAACACACGUCAGUGAAAAACCAUACAAGUGCAAAUUUUGUCCCCAAGCCUUUGCUCAGCAAUCCAGGCUGAUGCGCCAUCAUCGAACACACACUGGUGAGAAGCCAUUUAAGUGCAAGCUGUGCUCCCAAGUCUUUGCUCAGGCUUCUCAUCUGAAAAGCCAUAAUCGAAUACACACUGGUGAGAAGCCAUUUAAGUGCAAGCUGUGCCCCCAAGCCUUUGCUCAGAAUUCUCAUCUAACAAGGCAUAAUCGGACACACUAA